Messenger RNA from Melampsora larici-populina 98AG31, 1074 nucleotides. RefSeq lists its product as uncharacterized. The annotation marks the transcript as partial. The transcript has 2 exons. The record is from RefSeq and is a predicted model, not a curated record. Lineage: Eukaryota; Fungi; Basidiomycota; Pucciniomycetes; Pucciniales; Melampsoraceae. Gene Ontology annotation, molecular function: S-adenosylmethionine-homocysteine S-methyltransferase activity. Gene Ontology annotation, biological process: S-methylmethionine cycle.
UUGGUUCUCCUCGAUGGUGGAAACGGAACGACCCUCGCUGACGAUCCAGGGAAUGAGCUUGAUACUGGCUUAUGGUCUGCGACGCUCUUGGUCAAACAUCCCGAGAAAAUCGCUCGCCUACAUCAAUCCUGGGAGAAAGCUGGAGCCGAUAUUAUAACAAGUUGCAGCUAUCAGGCCACGGUCCAAGGAUUCGAAAAUUACCUGCUUAAACAAACGCAUACAGAGCAAAAUGACGUGGAAAAGCCAUCCAAAGAAGCCGACGAAAAUGCUACACAUUUACCUCGACUCAAUUCUCCCCUUGACUUCUUGCGAAGCUCGAUCGGCGUGGCUCAUAAGUCUCUGUCAACGGCCAAAGUAGGACUAUCUCUCGGUCCAUUUGGGGCCACACUUACUCCGCCUCAGGAUUACGCGGGUAUAUACCCUAGCCCUUAUAAUCAAUUGGAGCCGCUGAAGAACUUCCAUCUUGAUCGACUUCUCGAUUAUGCUAACGAUGAAGCAACUUGGCGAAAGGUGGACAUGGUGAUUUUCGAAACUAUUCCGAAUCUUUUGGAGGCUCUUGCGGUUCGCUCAGCUUGGUCCACAUUACUACAAUCGCUAGAAGAUCGCUACGAGAAAACGGAAUGUAUCAAGUGGUGGGUGAAACCUUGGGUAUUGAGCUUCGUAUUCGCUGGAUCAUCAGGUCAAUUCGCUUCGGGCGCUUCACCAACAGAGGUUCUCAACGCAGCACUUGGCCUCAGUAAAGACCUUGACCAACUGUCACUCCCGAGACCGUCGGCCGUGGGUGUCAAUUGCACUAAACUGCAGUUUAUCGAUAAGAUAGUUUCAGCAUGGACCGACUUAACUGAAACCCAAUCUCUUCGGACGCUCGAAAGCCCUGCACCCUGGCUAUGGAUGUACCCUGACGGCGGAUUGGUGUAUGAUGUCGAACGACGUUGUUGGUCAGGCGGCCAGAUUGGAACUGAUCAAUGGGCUCGCCAAUUGAUGAACAUCGCUCAACAAGCUUCACUCCACUGGCCCGGAGUUGUUGUAGGGGGCUGCUGUAAGACUGGGCCAACUCAUAUUCGCGCCCUCAAA